Messenger RNA from Aureobasidium uvarum, 1497 nucleotides. Lineage: Eukaryota; Fungi; Ascomycota; Dothideomycetes; Dothideales; Saccotheciaceae. The record is from the annotation of a GenBank genome assembly.
AUGAAGCCCGGCACGGAGCGCGGCUGUACAGACGUCUCGGCAGAGGGCCUCGUGACGGUGGACCGCGCCUCGCAUCAUGUACGCGAUGUUGUUGAGGAGCUAUGGAAAAGACUGGAUCUUCCAUCAGAGGCGCUGUCGAGCAUCCUUCUUGAGGGUGGCAGCGAACCAGCAUUGCCGUCGUCUUUUCGGCUUGGACUUCUCGCGCAAGCCUCCAUCGCCUUGUCUGCUCUUGCUGCCGCUCAGAUCUACGCAUUGCGCAAUGAGGUCGAAGUGCCGCGAGUGGAAGUUCCUCUGCGACACGCCGUCAUCGAGUUCAAGUCUGAGAGGUUCUAUACCACCGACGGACAGCCGCCUUCUGCAUCGAGUGACGCGAUAGGAGGACUACACCGGACUGCCGAUGGAUAUAUUCGUGUUCACGACUCGUUUCCAAAUCACUCUAACGGUAUGUUGGAACUGGUCGGGCUUCCUCUAGAUUCGACUCGAGAAGAUUUUGCCGAUAAGAUUGCCCAAUGGCAAAGCCUUGCUCUCGAGGACGCGGCGACUGUCAAGGGUAAUCUCGCAGCCUAUGCCUUGCGCCCAUACAGCGAGUGGGAUCCUUUGCCUCAAGCGAGAGCUAUCUCAGACUAUCCAGUGAACAUCCAUCCUAUAUCCCUCGAUGGCACCAAAGGCUUCCCAGACCGGAUACUCAGGGGCGCGACCAGAUGUCUAAAAGGCCUCCGCAUCCUAGAGAUGAGUCGCGUGAUAGCAGCGCCUCUAUGCGGCAAGACCCUCGCUGCUCAUGGCGCGGAUGUGAUCUGGGUCACAUCUCCAAAUCUACCGGAUCUGCCAACUAUUGACCGCGAAUUCGGCCGUGGGAAACGUACAGUCCAACUAGACAUACACAACCCAGCUGACAAGGACAAACUCUUGGAACUAAUCAAAAAUUGUGACGUCUUCAUUCAAGGAUUUCGACCAGGCAGUCUCGCUCAACACGGUCUUUCGCCAAAAGAUCUGGCCAACAUCAACCCAAAUAUUGUGGUGGGUAACAUGUCGGCUUUCGGACCAAGCGGACCUUGGGCCAGUCAGCGUGGGUUCGACUCAUUGGUUCAGACAUGCUCGGGAAUGAACGUGUCAGAAGCUCAACAUGCCGGCGGAGGUGAAGCAGCCCGCCCAUUGCCAUGUCAAGCUCUCGACCAUGCAAGUGGAUACCUCCUUGCAACUGGAGUCCUCGCAGCACUUUACCACCGCACUUGCCAAGGUGGUGCCUGGCAGGUAGACGUCUCUCUAGCCUGCACGAUGAAGUACCUACGCAGUCUUGGACAAUACCAUGGCUCAAGCGGCUUCCAAUGCGGAGACUACAAACAGCAAGCUGAGAUACCUGCCGAAUAUCUAGAGAGCAGAGAGACUGGCUUUGGACGCAUGGUCGCUGUCAAACACAGUGCCAAGGUCAGUGGCUGCGAGGUCGGUUGGGACAUUAUGCCAAAGCCACUAGGUUCAGAUUCAGCAGAGUGGCUAUGA